Molecule: messenger RNA, 3714 nt
Organism: Pichia membranifaciens NRRL Y-2026
Lineage: Eukaryota; Fungi; Ascomycota; Pichiomycetes; Pichiales; Pichiaceae
Exons: 1
Coding region: 1-3714 (1237 amino acids)
Biological process (GO): cellular bud site selection; positive regulation of establishment of bipolar cell polarity regulating cell shape
Cellular component (GO): cellular bud neck; plasma membrane of growing cell tip; cellular bud scar
Source: RefSeq, a predicted model, not a curated record
AUGCAAAUGAAGCACUUAAAAAAAACCAUCUUGGUUCUCCUGUGUCUCGACAUACGACAGUCGCAGGUGAAGGCUGCGAGUCAGCUCGAAGAUGUUAAAAUCAACGAGGAAAUUCUUUUCUUAGGAAACUUUGACGCGGUUUCCUUAUACGACAGUACAGAUAAGUACAACCUAUCGACCAUCAAUCAGAAUAACUCGCUAAGUGUCUACGAACUGUCUGACUCAAAUGGUACAGUUAGCGUUCUCCAUGGAGAAGACUUGCCGGGAAUUCCUACCCUCUGGCGAAGUAUAGAUGAUACGUCCUCGAUUAUGGUCAUAGACGGGCAACCGCACAUCUACAACCUGGAAAAUUCUAGCCUGCUACAAUUGAAGGGAUGGGACGAUGUUGAUGGUGAUGUCAAAGCAGUCUACUACGAUUACGAUGAGCAAAUCAUCUACUUUGGAGGCUCUCUCUCGUUCAACAAUACGUACGGAGCGCUACAAUACGACUACGAAUCCGAGCAGUUGCUGUCCUUGCCAUUCGGCGGUUUUGACAAAAACAGCACUGUCAACUCUAUAAUAAGCUAUGACCAUACAGACAGCAUCAUUUUCGGUGGAAAAUUUUCCUCAAUAGGUUUCUCCGACCUGCUCAACGUUACGCACAACGUUACCGAACACAAUUACACUAUAAUACGAAACUCAUCAGGUAUAAUAGACAUUUCUCAAAAAAUUCCGAUAAGGGCACAAGAUGUAUCAGCUACAGCUGGGGAGAAUUACAAUGGUAUCAUAUGCCCCUCUAUGGGAGGAAACGGUUGGCAGUUGCCGGACUAUCAAACGGGAUCCUGGUCGGCAGUCCUUCAAAGUCAAAUAAGCCCUUCCAAGAUUCGUUUGUACAAUUCUAACUCAGACACUAAUGGUGUGAAGACUUUUCGAGUCGUAACUUAUCCUGCGAACGGGAUUAUGAAUAUGACCUAUGUCGACCCCACCGAUCUAAAAGUCAAAUACUGCGAUGCUUUUUGCCCCCUAUCUCUGCAAUCCUCUCUAAAAUCUUCUCUCUCGAAUGCAAACGUGACUGGUGACGAAUACUACACUUUCACAAACAACAACCAAACAGUUUUAAAACUGACAGAUACUUCUCAGGACUUUGCGUUCGCUAAUUCCAUAGAUGUAACUUCUUUCACGGUUGAAAUUGUCGAGUAUUAUGGCUCUUACGCCGAGUUAAUGGGUAUUGAACUAUACAGUUUGGGUAUCACAGCUUACGCUAACAACACUUUGAAUCAAGAAGAUUCUUGCUCUGUUACCACCGAUUAUGACAUUAAUGUGAACUCAGAGCCACUAGGGAACUUGCAAUGGAAUCAGAGCCCAGUAUCAAAUUACCUUUAUGCCAAUGUUCUGUCUUCCAAUAUAUCCAGUGAGCAAGGUAUCCGGUAUAACAUCUACUUACCUGUUUCCGGGAAAUACUCGGUGCUUAUGUACACCACCGGGUGUUUGGAAGAUAACUCAUGUGCAAAUAGAGGAAUAGUUAAUGCUACGCUAUAUGAUGGGCUCGGAAUGCCUCUUUCUAGUCACAUCAUAUAUCAAACCAACCAGUACGAAAAAUAUGAUGUUCUAUACACCGGAGUGCUAACAUUAGAAGCUGCUAAUCUACCCGUAUAUAUUGAUAUGGUUUUCUAUUCUGCUGUGGGUACUAGUGAGACGACAUAUUUUGUUGCCGACUCGGUUCAAUUUGAUUACAUUCAACUUGAAUUGAAGGACAUCACAGGAAAUAUCAGCAGAGAAUAUCAAGCUCAAAAAUCAGAUCUCAUUAACAUCAAUGGUUUACUAGAAUAUGUGCCAAGCAACUUUUCAGAUGAUAUCGAGUAUCCCAUAGGAAAUUCAAGUGUAAACUUAAUCGGCAAUAUGGUAAGCUCAAAUGCCACCAUCAAUGCACUUAUCAUAAAUGAGACCUCGCUGCUUAUUGCUGGUGACUUUGAGUCUGUAUAUGGUGGUGGUAUAUUGGGUUCAAGAAUCAAUGAAUCAAGCAACUAUACAGAUCAAAUUGAAUUGUCUGGCUUUUUCUCUAUUGAGGGCGGCACAGAUGGCAAAGUCACCAGUUUAUAUGGGCCCACUGAAGAGUUUGUGAUGAUAGGAGACUUCGAUAAUUUCAAGAAUCUCUCGAAAACCAGCUCAUUAUCCCUUCAGGGCUCGGUUGUCUAUGACAGCUACAAUAAUAGCGUACGUACACUGAAUAUUACCAACUCGGACAAAGUGAACCAGCUUUCAGGAUUUGUAUUUAAUGACACAGAAUACUUGAUUCUCAAUUAUAAUGAUUCGAGCUUAGCACCUAGCAUAUAUGAUUUUACUUCCAAUGAAGCAUUUGAAAACACUUCGACCUUGAUGAUGAAUAUAUUCUCAUCGUUAGAUUCAGCUAAUGCAGAUUGGCAAUUUGGCAACGAUUCAGACAAAUCGUAUGUCUUAGGUUCAAUUGUCAUGUUUGACAUGGCAUCUAAUAAUAUUGCACAAAUCAAAAAUUCGGAAUUGAGUCCAGUGAAUACUUCAAGAGAUAGUGAAUUUGUAUCUGGAGUUUAUGUUGGUGAUGGAGAAACAGUAAUUGGUGGAUCAAACUUGUACAGGUUGUCCAAUGGCUCAAGUUCUAUAUUGACCGAGAACCUUCAUCUCGAUGAUGACGCUGCAAUUACAUCACUGUUAUGGUACAAAUCAAACUUAUUAUUUGCUUUCAACAGUACAAGUAUGUUUCAUGCACAAACAAUCAAUGGGCUGGCAAUCUAUGAUAUGGAAAACGAUACUAUAAAGACAUUGAAUGAAUCAUUUACUGGGCAUAUUUCUGAUAUGACAGUUGAUCCUGAGUUUGGUAAUAUCAUAGGUGUGGGUGACUUUUCGGUUGGAAACUGCAACGCAGUUUGCACCUUUGGUAAUAACUCAAACUCUUUGACUAUCAACCGUACCGUUUCAAAUCUUUCUGGUUCAAUUUCAUCAGCGAACUAUUAUAGCUCAUACAAAGUAUUAUUAGGUGGUAAUUUCACAGCCGAAGAAAAGCAAGCAUAUAUGGGUUACUACGAUACUUCAAAUAAUACUGUGCUGACCCUCGACCACUUUUCUUCUCAGCUUCCUGACCCUGUUCAAAAAUUCAUUUUUGGUGAUGAAAGGAAAACUAACAAAACGUUGAACGACGUUAUAGUCGUGAUGGGUGCUGACUACAUCGGCUUUUUCAAUGACUCUAAAUGGACAUCCCUUUCAGGGGGUUUAGACUUGAUGAACGCAGAAUUUACUGAUAUUGCAUUGCUCGAUGGGUCCAGUAGUGAUACAACUUUCUACAAUACACAAAUUCUACUUUUAAGUGGUAGGUUCAAUGUUACCAAUUAUGGAUUGGUUUCUAGUGCUAUAUGGAAUGGGCAAAUGUGGUUACCGUACACCAUAUUUGCCAAUGAUCUAGACGUGAAUAAGGCAAUCGCCAAAUCUGUUGUCAAGAUGACAACGAUGUUUAUUUACGAUGGGCCGUUCACGUCAACCUCUUCGUCAAGCACCAGUUCCUCGACUCAUUCUCCUUCAAUGACUGCACAUCCGCCGCUGCGGAAGAACACUUCAGAAUUCACCAAUGGGCAAGUAACAGGUGUGGGAUGUGCUUUAGCUGUAGGUACCCUGAUGCUUUUAUCUGGAGCUGGUAUGCUAUACCUUAUGCUGACCUCAAACGGUGAAGAGAAACUUGAGGGUCUAAAACUAACCGGUGAAGAUUAG